ACAUGGGAUGGGAGCGGGGACAAGACAAAGCCGCCUAUUUAAAUAAUUCCCAUUUUCUUCUGAAACCCAAAACCUAAAUCUGACGGUCUGACCCCAAAUAAUUCCGAUUUUGGUAGGAAAUCCAAUCCCCAAAAUCUGACCCCAAAUAAUUCCGAUUUUGGCAGGAAAUCCAAUCCCCAAAAUCUGACCCCAAAUAAUUCCGAUUUUGGCAGGAAAUCCAAUCCCCAAAAUCUGACCCCAAAUAAUUCCGAUUUUGGCAGGAAAUCCAAUCCCCAAAAUCUGACCCCAAAUAAUUCCGAUUUUGGCAGGAAAUCCAAUCCCCAAAAUCUGACCCCAAAUAAUUCCGAUUUUGGCAGGAAAUCCAAUCCCCAAAAUCUGACCCCAAAUAAUUCCGAUUUUGGCAGGAAAUCCAAUCCCCAAAAUCUGACCCCAAAUAAUUCCGAUUUUGGCAGGAAAUCCAAUCCCCAAAAUCUGACCCCAAAUAAUUCCGAUUUUGGCAGGAAAUCCAAUCCCCAAAAUCUGACCCCAAAUAAUUCCGAUUUUGGCAGGAAAUCCAAUCCCCAAAAUCUGACCCCAAAUAAUUCCGAUUUUGGCAGGAAAUCCAAUCCCCAAAAUCUGACCCCAAAUAAUUCCGAUUUUGGUCAGGAAUCCAAUCCCUAAAUCUGAUUCUUCACCUUACCUCUUGAAAAAUAAAGUAAAAAUCUAAUCUUUUAAGCCAUCGUCGUCGCUACCACUCCAUCAGUACCAUAGCCGGGAACUCCCAGACGAAUUUCAUGAAGAAAAGAGUUCCCCCAACUUUUCCAUCUCUCCAAUUCAAGAAGUACGCGCUCUACAUGGGAAUGAAACACAGGCAAAGAAAAAAGAAAACCUUGGGAAAGAAAAGGAAACAUAAGGACGAGUACAACUUGGUGGACCGACUCACUGAGUCGCCAGAUGACGUUCUUGUUAGUAUAUUGUCUCUCUUGUCCCUAAAGGAAGCAGCUACUACUAGUAUCCUUUCCAGGCGAUGGCGAUAUGUGUGGGCAUCUACUAUGGCUCUCGACUUUGAUGCUAAAUUUUUUGAUGAUGAAGUUUAUAAAAAGUUCCGUCAACUCCAACCAGCACUAAGAGAACAGGAAAGCCUCAGAUACGUCAAUUGGGUAAAUCAUGUAGUGGAACAGCAUAGAGGCCCAUCCAUCGAACGAUUCAGGGUUUCCUUUGAUAUAGAUAGUCGUUUUACAAGUUCCAUUGACAAAUGGAUUCAAUUUGCAAUGAAUAAGAGAGUUCAAAUACUUGAGUUAGAAUUACAUCUAUGUGAUUUCUCCACUCGUAGCGGUGCUUAUUCAUUCCCCCACACACUAUUAGGUUUUGGGAAAGAGUCUGCCUAUCCAAGUCUGCACUCUUGCCAAUACAAUAUUGGAUUUGAGUUCCUCAAAGUUCUUCAUCUCCAAUUUGUUGAUGUGACUGGAGAAGUUCUUGAGCACUUCUUGUAUAACUGUCCAGUUCUUGAACGUUUGACAGUGUCUUGCGCUACCAAAAGUUUGGUUAAGUUAGGAGUUGUCGGUCCCUCAAUUGCAUUAAAGUAUUUAACUAUAAAAUGGUGUAAACUUGAAAGCAUUGAGAUUCGUGACGUAAAACUUGUUUCAUUUAUUUAUGAGGGAAAAGCAACCAACCUUCUCCUCAAUAAUGUACCAUUCCUUGUUGAGGUGUCCGUUUCUGAGAGGCUUGUUCGUAUUUUUUCGGAUGAGGUACACGUUUACCGCAAUGGUCCUUGUAGUUCAUGUAGUGUAGUGUUGAAUUUGCAUGUUUUCUUGGUGCAGUUGAAUUUUACAACACUUGCAGGAAUGGGACCAAUAAAGAGCGCAGGCGAAUGCCCCCAUCAUUACCUGAAGGUAUUAGAAAUUGUAGGGUAUCGUGCUCAUACAUGUGUUGUUCAACAUGUCAUGCACCUAAUAAAGAGUGCUGUUGCACUGGAGAAAAUUAUUGUCCAUCCUGUCCAGCGUUUGAAUGAAUCUUAUGUAAGAGUUAGGGAAGUUGAAAAGGUCGAAGAAGCGAAAGCAAGAGACCAUGCUAUGCAAUGCCUUCGAGAAAAAGUGCCUGCAACUAUUGAAUUUCUACAAAGGUUCAAGGACAGUUGUUUUGGCCAUUUGUUAGUAAUUGAGGACCUGAAGUGGACAACACAAAUUAUCCAUGGCUUGUUGUUGAGAAAGGCAGACCCGAGGACAGUUUCUCAAGUCAACGGGAUCAAAUUCAUCGUUGGCAACAAGGUCAUACAGUUCACAGCGCAGCAGUUUUGCGUCAUCACAGGGCUGCAGUUUGGAAAGCUUCCCUUCAUUCCGACUGCAACUAAUGACAACUGCUCAUUGAAGAAGAAGUAUUUCUGCAACAAUAAAACGGUCAGCCUUUCCGAACUCGAACAAGCCUUCAUCGACUGCAGUGAUGAGGAGGACGUCUUCAAGUUUGGGCUAUUAUAUUUCGCUGUUUUUGUGCUGUUGGGCAGUGAAAAGCAUGUCAACAUUGACAUGCGCUACUUGAAAUUGGCCGAAGAUGUUGAAGACUUCCAGAAGUAUCCGUGGGGUGCUGUGCGCAGAGUACCAGCGAGUCAAAGUGCCCCAGAAAGCCUUAAAAACCCAAAAAUCAGCAAAGCAAUCCAAGACAAUGGCAAGUGGUAG
Prunus avium (sweet cherry) is the source of this 2651-nucleotide messenger RNA. The record is from RefSeq and is a predicted model, not a curated record. Lineage: Eukaryota; Viridiplantae; Streptophyta; Magnoliopsida; Rosales; Rosaceae.